Molecule: messenger RNA, 2007 nt
Organism: Mobula hypostoma (lesser devil ray)
Lineage: Eukaryota; Metazoa; Chordata; Chondrichthyes; Myliobatiformes; Myliobatidae
Product: CCN family member 2-like
Exons: 5
Coding region: 71-1120 (349 amino acids)
Biological process (GO): signal transduction; cell adhesion
Cellular component (GO): extracellular region; extracellular matrix
Molecular function (GO): heparin binding; integrin binding
Source: RefSeq, a predicted model, not a curated record
UCGAGAGUGGGACGGUAUCGGCGACGUUGGACUUUAAAACGCGGAGCUGUCGGUAAAGCAAAACAACAAAAUGCCCGGCGGAGUAGAUGCGCGGCUCGCCUGGUGCCUGGCUCUAGUUCUCGUCCUGUCUUGGGCAGGAGCUGCGGCCGAGGAGUGCGUGUUUCCCUGCCGGUGUCCGCCGGAGCCGGUGCGCUGCCCGGCCGGAGUGAGCCUGCUGACGGACGGCUGCGGCUGCUGCAAAGUCUGCGCGCAGCAGCUCGGCGACCAGUGCAGCUCCGGGCAGCCGUGCGACCUGCACAAGGGGCUGUACUGCGACCUGUCCGCCCACGCCAACCAGCAAAGUGGCAUCUGCUUGGCCAGGGAAGGCGCUACCUGUGACCUGGGAGGGGUGAUAUACCGGAGCGGGGAGACCUUCCAGCCAAGUUGUAAAUACCAGUGCACUUGCAUGGACGGAGCGAUCGGCUGCGUCCCCUUCUGCAGCGACGACGUGCGCCUGCCCAGCCCGGACUGUCCGGCUCCCAGGCGGAUCAAGAUGCCCGGAAAAUGCUGCGAGGAGUGGGUUUGCGACAAGCCGCGUGACCGCUCGGUCUUCAACGCGGCAAUGGCGGUUUACAGGCAAGAAGCUAUUUUUGGACCUGACUCGAGUCAAGUCCGCGACAACUGUAUUGUCCAAACCACCGAAUGGAGCGCCUGCUCAAAGUCGUGCGGAAUGGGGAUUUCCACCCGGGUGACCACGGACAACCGGAAAUGUCGGCUGGAGAAACAGAGCAGACUGUGCAUGGUCCGGCCUUGCAACGCCAACCUCGGGAAAAGUAUCAAGAAAGGCAAGAAGUGUGUCCGUACUCCAAGGCCAUUCAAGUCGAUGAAGUUCGAAUUUUCUGGCUGCACCAGCAUGAGAUCAUAUCGGCCCAAGUUCUGUGGCGUCUGCACCGACGGCAGAUGCUGCACCCCUCAUUCCACCACCACUCUGCACGUAGAGUUCAAAUGUCCGGAAGGAGACCUCAUCAAGAAGAAGAUGAUGUUCAUCAAGACCUGCUCCUGUCACCAUGACUGCCCUUCCGACAAUGACAUCUUUUUGUCGACCUAUUACAGGAGAAUGAUUGGUGACUAUGCCACAUAGAAACUUUGGCCUCUAACUAGUGACUGGCUCCAGGAGCCCUUAUAAACCCCACCUGGAGGCAAAUAACGCUUGCAGUUAUUAGAUUGCUUUUUUUUCAGAUUACAAGGAUAGAUGAUUACCUACAAGCUCUUGCUUUCAUCAUUAUCCUUGUGUGAAGUGUUUUAAAAUGCAGACUUGCUAAAGGGCAAAUAAUGGAAAAGAGAAAUUUCUAAUUCCCCCAGGUUUAAAUUGGUCUAAGUUAUAAAUAUCUGUAUCUUAAUAGCUCACAACGUAGUCUAGGCCUGUCCUAACGAUGAAUGAACAGUUUUGGAUUCUUCAACCUGUGAAGGAUCGGAGUUUUGCAAAGCUGUGCUAUUGACGGUGAGCUAGGUGGAGCAUAAUAAGCUUCAUCUUGUUGGAGGAUUUGAGCAUCUUGUGAAUGAGGAUUAUAAACCCCCCCCCCACCCACUCCUGUACUCCUAGUGCACACUGGUAAAAUCGAGGAUCACUGAUGUCAGAUCCCUGAAGUAAUGACCAUGGAUGAGCGUUAGAACAGCGUUAUUGAAUCUAACAGGGCCAUGGCUGACUACUCGUAUCUGAAUACGAUUCAAUUUCACUCCUUUCUGACUUUUGACCAAGUCGUAUGCCAUGCAGUUGGUUCCGAUCUUGUAUGAAACCCUAACUCAACUCGCAAGAAAGCAUUCUUUUUAAGAUUGCUGUGUAAAUAUGUGUACAGUUUUUUUUACUGUAAUUUAUAUUAUCGCAAAAUGUUUUGAUGGUAGGCUGUUAUUGAAACUUUAGGUAAGUUUGGAAAAGAAGUAAAUAUUUGCUGCGUUUUUUUUAGAAUAAAAUUCUAUUUUUCUACAAAUGUCUUAAUUUUGUUGUCAAAAAGCGCAAUGAGUAAAUAA